Molecule: messenger RNA, 1818 nt
Organism: Coniophora puteana RWD-64-598 SS2
Lineage: Eukaryota; Fungi; Basidiomycota; Agaricomycetes; Boletales; Coniophoraceae
Product: Metallo-dependent hydrolase
Exons: 7
Coding region: 124-1590 (488 amino acids)
Biological process (GO): guanine metabolic process
Cellular component (GO): cytosol
Molecular function (GO): guanine deaminase activity; zinc ion binding
Source: RefSeq, a predicted model, not a curated record
GAAGACGGCAUGGGCCGCGUUAUGCCGCGUUGUUGUCGCGUUGCAUCCCCCUCAAGUUGCCCGUGAGCACUACAACAACCUAUCCUCUUUUCUUUCCACUUUGCUUUUCAUCUAAACUGCAUCAUGACCAUCGUCUUCUAUGGGCCGGUCAUCUCUCCCACGAAUGACUACGAUGAAUACACCGUGGACCCUCGCUGCCUCCUCGUGGUAUCCGACGAAGGCACCAUCGAGUGGCUAGAUAGAGAUGUCCAAGACAGCAUGGUGCAACAGCGAUUAUUUGAAGGCGGACUCAGCACGGACGGGAUUGAGAUCAUUACUCUCAAGAACGGUGAAUUUCUUAUACCUGGGUUCAUAGAUACGCACAUACAUGCAUGUCAGGUUCCUAACAUGGGAAUUGGCGGCGACAAGGAACUUCUGAGCUGGCUGCGGGAUUACACCUUUCCUCUAGAGACGCAAUUUGGCAGUCCCGGCUUUGCAGAGCGCAUAUACCCAGACGUCGUGAGACGUAUAAUCGAGAGUGGCACAACAACUGCUUGUUAUUAUGGCUCUCUGCAUUCGGAUGCCACGAAAACACUGGCCACCAUAAUCAAUAACAAAGGACAGCGCGCCUUUGUUGGGAAAUGUAACAUGGACCACAAGAGUGACGGCGACUCGGAAUACCACGAGAAAAGCGCGCAAGACUCUAUAGACGAUACUAAGGCGCUUUUCAAGCAUAUACAUCAUUUACGCAAGUCUGCGGAUGGCACACCAUUCGUAUACCCUAUCCUUACACCACGCUUUGCUUUGUCGUGUACCGAACAUCUGUUGGAGCUUCUGAAACGGUUUGUGGAAGAGAACGACAACCCAAGUAGACCACUUGCGAUACAAACCCACAUAUCGGAGAACAUGGAGGAAGUUGAGGAGACGCUGCAGAUCUUCAAGGAUUGUUCUUCGUAUGCGGCUGUGUAUCAAAAGUAUGGACUACUUCGCCGGGGAACGAUUCUAGGACACGGUGUUUACCUGACGGAUGACGAAAUGACGCUCAUUGCCAAGCAAGGUGCUGGUGUCGCACACUGCCCCACGAGUAACUUCUAUCUCAGCAGCGGGAUGGCUCAGGUUGGUAAACUGUUGGACCACGAUGUAAAGGUCGGACUGGGUACUGAUGUAUCGGGUGGAUACAGUCUAUCAAUGUUAACCACUAUUCGGAACGCAAGUAACGUAUCAAAGAUGCUCUUUGUGAACGCACAAGCCGCGGAAAGGCGUGGUGAACAGCGAUUUCACGCCGGAAAAAGAGCCAAUCGGAAGCUCACUGUGGCGAACCUUCUUCAUCUUGCAACUUUGGGUGGUGCCAAGGUUUGCAACCUGGAGAAACAAAUAGGCUCUUUGGAUGAAGGGAAGGCCUUCGAUGCAUUGCUAGUUAGCGUGCGAGAUGAAACGGGAAAUCCAGCAGUUUGGGGCUACAACCCACACCGCGACUCCCAUAACGCUAACACGCUGCCGGACAAGAAGACACUCAGAAUUUGGCUUGAACGGUUCCUCUUUUGUGGUGAUGAUAGGAAUAUCAGGAAAGUAUUCGUCCAAGGUCGGCUAAUUGGCGGGAAGGAGGCUUAAUGUUGGAGUGGCGGUGAAGCAACUAGUCGAGAUGAUCACUUUGUUUCAUGCGCGGGGGCAUGCGUCGCGAUGCUUAAAGUUAUAUACACAGUAUACUAGCUUCCGGGUAAAUCAACUUGCACGAUUGCAAUCAAGAGGGCAACCACUCACGAUAGGCUACGUUAUGAUAGAUUCCCAAGGCCCUUGUCCUUCUUAAAGUCUCCAAACUCCCACUUGUAACAAUCCUGG